GUAAUCAAAACGUUACAAGAAAUGGCUGAUGGUGAGGACAUUCAACCACUUGUCUGUGAUAAUGGAACAGGGAUGGUUAAGGCUGGAUUUGCUGGGGAUGAUGCUCCGAGGGCAGUGUUUCCUAGCAUUGUUGGUCGACCACGUCAUACUGGUGUGAUGGUUGGAAUGGGACAAAAAGAUGCAUAUGUAGGGGACGAGGCUCAAUCUAAGCGUGGCAUUUUAACUUUAAAGUACCCAAUUGAGCAUGGCAUUGUCAACAAUUGGGAUGACAUGGAGAAAAUUUGGCAUCAUACUUUUUACAAUGAACUUCGUGUCGCUCCAGAGGAGCAUCCGAUUCUCCUCACUGAAGCUCCUCUCAACCCAAAGGCCAACCGUGAGAAGAUGACCCAAAUCAUGUUUGAAACCUUCAAUGCUCCUGCUAUGUAUGUUGCCAUUCAGGCUGUUCUUUCCCUUUAUGCUAGUGGUCGUACAACCGGUAUUGUGCUUGAUUCUGGAGAUGGUGUCAGCCACACAGUCCCUAUUUACGAGGGAUAUGCACUUCCCCAUGCAAUCUUGCGUCUUGAUCUUGCUGGUCGUGACCUCACCGAUGCCUUAAUGAAGAUUUUAACUGAACGUGGUUAUUCAUUCACCACAUCAGCGGAGCGGGAAAUUGUGAGAGACAUAAAAGAAAAGUUGGCAUACAUUGCCCUCGAUUUUGAGCAAGAGCUAGAAACCGCCAAGACCAGCUCUUCAGUUGAGAAGAGCUAUGAACUGCCUGAUGGGCAAGUGAUCACCAUCGGGGCCGAGCGAUUCCGAUGCCCAGAAGUCCUUUUCCAACCAUCUAUGAUUGGGAUGGAAGCUGCUGGUAUCCAUGAGACAACUUACAACUCCAUAAUGAAGUGUGAUGUUGAUAUUAGAAAGGAUUUAUAUGGCAACAUUGUGCUUAGUGGUGGUACCACCAUGUUCGCCGGUAUAGCUGAUAGAAUGAGCAAAGAGAUCACUGCCUUAGCUCCUAGUAGCAUGAAGAUUAAGGUGGUUGCUCCACCUGAGAGGAAGUAUAGUGUAUGGAUUGGGGGUUCCAUAUUGGCAUCCCUCAGCACUUUCCAACAAAUGUGGAUUGCCAAAGCUGAAUACGACGAGUCUGGCCCUUCAAUUGUGCACCGAAAAUGUUUUUAA
Molecule: messenger RNA, 1155 nt
Organism: Gossypium raimondii (Peruvian cotton)
Lineage: Eukaryota; Viridiplantae; Streptophyta; Magnoliopsida; Malvales; Malvaceae
Product: actin
Exons: 5
Coding region: 22-1155 (377 amino acids)
Cellular component (GO): cytoplasm
Source: RefSeq, a predicted model, not a curated record